AUGGAUGGACUGCGUUUACCUCCACUCAUCGAGGAGGCUUUGGACUCUACAGGUCUGUGCAGCUGUGUGUUCGUCGUCGCUGUGUGUUUAUGUGCAGUUGGAUGCAGUGAGGCUAUUUUUAGCUCCUGCACUACAGAUCAGAUGUGAUCAGGCAAAAAAAAAAAAAAGGUAGAGGAGGGUCGAUGUUUGUCUCUGCUAAGACAGAGUGUUUACUCAUAGCAUGAGGGGUGGGAUGGUGAACUGGGUGGGCGGAGGAGAUAAGAGAGAAGUGGUCAGGUGGUAGGAAGGUGGGGAGAUUAUUGUGGAAGCCUGUCUUUAUUAGGAGCUGUGGUCGAGCUGACAGACUGGCUGACUGAGUGGGCAUUACUGUCAGCUAUGGCAUCUGUGGACGUUUGAUGGAGGCUACGAGCUGCCAGGUAAUGGAUGUCUGGCAGCUAAAGGCAGGAAAUAAUAUAGUCAUUAGUGCAGGCUGUGUUAGAUCUGUUGCAUAUGUUAUUUAAUUGAUGCAAUGAGGAGUCAUGCACUGUUGGAUUUUCUUUGUGCUUAAGCUCUUAAAUCUUUAAUGCUUAGAUUGUUUUUAGCUCACAAAUUAAUUCGUGUUGUGUGCACAGGCCGGCGGUUGUGUCGAACAGCUGUUGUUGAGCUUGUUUAGUAACCUCAUCUCUCUUUAUCAUACAGGAUCUGUACUGUUUGACUCGGUGCAACAGUUGCAAGAAUGUGAGGAAUGUUUUUUUGUGUCUGUCGCUGAAGAGGAGUGUGUUUUGAGCGUGUUUUGAACGGGCAUGCAAGACAGAGCUGCUCUUGUGUAGGGCUCUGCUUUGAGGAAGUUGAUUGGUGCUCAGGGGCUCAGAGAGAUACAAAGGUCAAAGGCCUUUUGACGAGUGGCCAUGCUGUGAGAAUCUGGCUUCCUUUUCCUGUUCAGCACCGUCUGAAAACUGAACUUUAAUAACAUGCGUUUGGAGGAUUAAAUUGUAAUUCCCUCCUGAUGGGCAGAGUUAGCUGCAGACUUAUUAAACCACUUUGAUCAGCGAGUAAUUCCCUUUAUUACGUUUAUUAUGCUGAAGCCUGUGUAUUGACCAACAUGGAUGCCGUCUCAGGAGAGGUUCCUCCUCCCUAACAAGCUUGUUCCUGUUGUCUUAACACUAGGGACCUCUUUCCUUUCAUCACAGCCUGAGGCAUGCUUUUAAAGCCGGAAAUUCAACGUCAAGCGAUGGCGAGUGUCUGGUUUAAUGUAGCAUGAAUCCUGACUGAUUGACCAUAACAAGGACUGACACAGAGAAAAAAGAGAAGUGGAUGGAGCGAUGGCUGGUAUUAACUCUUACCGUUUUGAAUUACACAAACUCUGGGAUCUAAAUGGAUUAAAGUGCAUUUAUGCUCUCCUAGCUGAGGUCAAUUCUCGCCGGACAUCAGUCUAGCUUCUUCAGACUGAACCGCCCUUUGUUCUGCAACACAAACAGCGGCUUUGUUCUGAGUAGUGGUUAUUUCAAGGCUUUUAUUUUCAACCCUGAAGCACCAUAAGAGAUGCUGCUAAAAUCAGUCGCUAAAUCUACCACAUACAGAUGCUUAAACACAAACACGUGACCCGAAAAGCAGCAUCAGAGGCUGAUCUGACAUUUUAAAGCCGUCUGUAUUUCUCACAGCCAUCGGCGCACCAUAUUGUUCCUCCCACUAGCACGAGUCACAGACCAUAUUUCCCUCUGUCCUUAGCUCUGCUUUCCCACUCAAUAUUUCUUCGCCCUCUCUCAACCGCAAAUUCACUGCUCUCUUCAGCGCCCACACACUCUCCAACACACACACCCGCGUGCGUGCACAUGCGUGCGCCUGCAUUGACACAUGAACCUUUGCACCUGCCAGUGCCUCGGCCCACACAGAGUUUCUUUCCUCUGUCCUCUCCUGCUUUCCCUCCACUUUCCUCUCCAGUGUUUUGCCCUCACGAUGUGAAGCUCACAUCAGGAGUAAUACUUCCCCAUGAAGGCACACACUGGACUCUUCUUGGCUCUCUGUAACAAAUAAACAGCAAAGUUGCUGCCUCAGACAAACUUUGUAGACAUUGGCGCUGCACGGAUCUGUGAGAAAAACAAGAAUGUGAGAUUCUCACAUCAGUGUUUAACAUGGCUCGUCAUGGGGCUGAGUGAAAACAAAUUCUGCAUGCUUUUCCACGCUCAGACAUUCCAGCUCCCUCUCCAGAGCUCCAAAACUCUUCAAAUGUGACUUGUACUUGUCCACCGCCCUUUCCCCAUUUCCCCCAUCAGACUUUUAGUGCUUCAAUUUAAAAACAGGCUGUCAAGGGACUCAGAAAAGUGCCUGACAGACUGUGUCUCGUGUUUUUUACUCUCAUCUGGUUGCUUCAUGGAAAAUUCCUCAAACUUUUGUGCGUAUGUGAACUCAUGGGGAUCCCUCUCGCAGCUUAUUCUAUGGAUCUCUUUAAACUUUCCCUCUCCCUUGCACAAAUGCUUGGCAUUGUCAACCUAUCAUUAGCGCUCUCUCUCUCUCUUUCUCUCUCUCCCUCUGGGUCUUUAUCCCUUUUUGAACUUGGCAGCUGCACACUGAGCUGUGGUAUCCCCUUCCUCUGUUGUGAUUUUAGUGAUGUCAAACUUUCUGGAGAGACAUGCUUCCAGGUGGAAACCACUGAUUUGUGAUCAAAUUGAUUAUUACUGCAUCACCUGUUUUCAUGCUUAUUUGCUGCUAUUCUUAAUGGAAUAGCUUCACGACAAACAAACACAUGCACACAUUCAAAAAUGCAUCACAAGAGCACAUUCAGAGCGUUUUCUCUGAAUCAAUCACCUACACUACACUGGAACUGACAUGUUUUGAAUGCAUGCUCAUUUCACAAGGCCAGAUUAUAGCGCAAGAUUCUAAAUUGCAUCUCUAUAGCGCUGACCCACUUUCCUGUAUUUCCCUUUGAAAAUGCAAACAUAGAUACUCCAUUUAAAUAACAGAGCGCCCAAUUAAAUCAGCCGAACUCUUUAGUGCCUGUGGUUCCUGUUUCUUUUCUUGCUUCUUCUCCUGUUACUGUUUUUUUUUUUUUUUGAGGCUCUCUCUGGAGUUUCCAAGCUCAAAAGUACAAAGAGGAAAACAAGCCAGACUCACUUCAACCUCAUGAGACAUUCCCCCUGUAGCUCACCCCUUCAUCUGAAGCUGGAGUUUGAAGUCAGCAAAUCUCAAAUCUGGGUGACCUCACUGUGAGGAGAUAACAUCACUUUAACAUAUCUUCUCAGUGGGGGCAAAGCAAACGGUUUCCAUGGUAAGCAAAACUGUGGACAGAAACACAGCUUAAUCACCACAGUGACUUUCCAUGUGGUGUGCACUGUGCAGGGGUCACCAUGGAGAUGAAGCUGUGUGCAGCCUCACCUGACUCCUGCCAGUUUCAUGAAAGGAGCAGCUUGAGAUGCCCCAGGCUAUAUCCCUGUCUCCUUCCUCGCAUCUCUUUUAUUGUCUUGUCUCUCCGCCUAUUUUUUUACUGCCCCCUCCUUCCCUUUUCUGUGUUAUGUGAUGCUGAAUAAGUGUGCCAGUGCAGGGGUACAGCAAGAGCGCUGGGUUGGCAUCAAAGCUGGGGUAGGAGGGGGUGGUGUGCAUUAUGCAUGGCCUCCUACACAGCUGCAGUGAUCCUCUGCAAACAUACUGAGACGUUAAUGUGUGCAGCUUUAACAUGGCAGACCGGCGUGAUUAGAUACGAGUACACAGGCUCACAAGAAGUGGUGCUAAAGGGUCAGAUGACACACGGAUACUAAACGCUGCAUGUCCACUCACUGUUUAUAUAAACAGGUGAAUGUCAAGAGCACACAGAGGUGUUCACAUCUAAAAUCCACUCAUUAACCUUCCUUCUGUGUUAGCUUUCUCUACGCAUCCACUAUGUUAACGGGUCAGUAAAUCAGCUGUGAAUUGCACUAAAAACAACUCAAUAUCAUCCGAUUUGGUUCUCAUCUCUAGGUUACUGUUUUAGGCUUCAUUAUCCAUGAAAACAUUGCUUGUAAUAUUUUUUGUUGAGGGCCUCUUGACCUUUCUUUGUCAGUAUGCCCCUCAUACAGACAUCCAUACUGAAUUGAUCUCACAUGUCUGGACAUGCCCGAUGUUGUUUUUUGUGCAGAGAAAAACACGGAAAAAUGAGAAUUUCCUAAAUCUUACAUGAUUGGAAGAGUAUCUGACUGUCAGUGCACUUGUGAUUUUAGUUUUUGCACUUAUUAUUAGAUAUUAAUCUAAGCGGGUCAACAGCGACUCUAACACCAUAAGUGCCAUAUUUUAUAAUUUAGUUAAUAAAAUUUUUUUGUUUUUAUUUAGUUGAAAUAGAGGUUGCCAAUAAAGUCAAAAAGUCUUGAUGCAAAAAAGCUAAUUUAAGUGGUUCUAUUAAGCAUUUAAAAACAAAAACGAGUCAGGGCAGACCCUAACACAGGAGGAGGGUUAAAACAAACGAAUGCUUCUCCAUGAGCAUCACCAGCAACUCCACCUGUCCUCUUAAUCCAUGUUUCAAGCUUGAGUCGGCACAUGCAUCCAUCACACCACACCUGUAGACAGCCUCCAGCUCCUGCUUCAGUGGGCUGUCAUUUCUUUUCACAGCUGAUGCAACUCCAGAUGUUCCCCUCAAAAGUAGAAAUGUGACUAACGUGCAGAGGGAGAGAAUGGAGAAGAAACAUUUACAAGAGAAAGAAGUUCUCUUUGUACAAUGAUUCAAAUCCUGGCACCUGCGAAAAUGGAGAUCAAGAUUGUAAAAUGUGCUGAUGUAAAAGGAUCUUCUGAUGAGUUUCUUCUAUCUACUCUAUCUCACUGAGAGAUUUAAUUUGAGUUUCUCCUGCAUAUUUAAGAUACAGAACUGCAGAAUCACACUGAUUGUUUCAUGGAGAAGCACUUUCCUGCGGUGCCGGCUGAAAAAGCUCUGUGUCCCACAUCUCAGCGUGCCUCUGUUUGCAAAAAUCUGCACUCCAUACCUCAAUUUUACAACGUGCAAAUUUCAUUACUCUCCCCCCUCCACCACUGAGCAGCAAAAUUUGGUGCAAAACAAAGGGUUAUGUGUUUCCACAUUAAUGUUUAAAUUCAAUCUCAGACAGCUUUUCCAGAGAACACUCAGCCUGCUUGUUGUCUUGUUGCUAAAGUGGCACAUUGUUCACAGUGACAUACUCAAUGUGUUUUGCUGCUAUGUGAUUAGUAGGGAAUGUGCUGCGGUUAGAUAAAGCAGCUCUUUCCUUGAAACUCCUGAGAUGAGUCUCCUGUCCGUCCCUGCUCUUGUAUGCAUGCAGCGCCCAUGUCUAAUGCAAUCCCUGCUUGACUAAAGACCAGCACCGUGCCAAGUAUGCAGAGGAGUGAUCACAGGUGUGUCACUGCAGCCCAUUCUGCUGCACAACGUGUUUGACAUUCACUAGCAAGGUGAGGGGAUGGAGCUUCUUUGCGGAGUGAAACAGUGAACAAGCUGUUGAGAAAUACUAAGCAGGCAAACCUCUGGGCACACAGGGAGGAAAACACUAAGGAUGUGAAGACAAAUAUGUUAGUGUAACAAGAUUUGGGUUAAUCCCAUUGCAGUUGAUGCCGUCCAAAGAGAUUGUGGACAGUUGAUAAGUGUUUGAUUCCCCACAAGGUCUGUCCAAAACUAUUUAUAAUACACAGCAACAGUUCAGAGGACGGAUUAAAAGGUACUAUCAGACAUCAAUCCAAUACAGACUUAAAUUCCUGGACUAGUGUAUAAAUGUUUGACUUUGUAUCACACCACAAGGAAUACAGCAAAUCAUUUAAUAUCAGAUUUGUUUUCUGUGAUGACUGCUACUCAAAGUCCAGUGGUCUGUACUUGGAGAGAAAAGUCUUUUUACUGUCUGUACUACAUUUUUCACAUGUUGCAGGGGGAUUUCCACGAUGGAGUAUUGGGGCUACGUUGAGAAAAAAAAAAGAAGACUUAAGAGAUUUAAAGUAAUUAAUUUAAGAGAACGAAGUCAUCACUAACGAGAAUAAAGUUGUCAUAAAGUAAUCACUUCCGAGAGUAAAGUCAGAAUAAAGUCCUUAUAUUCUAAUCUGUUGUUUAAGAUGUUGUUGAAAUGAGAGCCGUGGAGCAUUUCGUGAAAAUGUACUCCAAUACAGGUUUCUCAAACAAGGAGAUACUUAAAGGGAUAUUCAGGUGUAAAAUUAAUUUAGGGUCAAACACACCGUAACACCGGGUUUGACAACCCCUCGAGAGAUGAAUGUUGCCGACCGCUUGCUUCUCUAGUUAUACCAACUUUAGUAACGACCACACGAUAGCAAUACACAGCGGUCUGAGGAGCCAUAGACAAACCUUAACCAAAACGCCACUCUAUAGCCACAAAUAAUGCUCAGAACAGUACCUAACUUCAUCAACAGUACUAGCCACCAAAAAUCUUUUUAACUUUGCCUGAUUUCUUUAGCAACAAGACUUAACACAACUCACCUACUCUCUUCCAGCAGCUGCUUGUUUGUAGCGAGACCUCAGGCCAGUCCAUUACAGACUGUUGCUGGGUGACGCAGCUCAAGGAAGACCAUUUAUGAUAAUUUCUUCAUAGAAAUACAAUCAGACUGAGACACUAAGGCAGAAGAACUACUAAGUCUGCAGUGCAAAAUGAUUAAUAUGAUGAUUAUUACUUCGAGGAAAUGACAAAGAAAUGAUCAUAAAUGUUCUUCAUUGAGUUGCAUCAAUAAAUGACUUUAUUCUUGUAAAUUAAUGACUUUAAUCAGGAAGUUUUAAUUUAUUUUUCUUAAUGCGACCCUAACACUCCAGACUCCACUGUUACAUUUUAUCUCUGGCCUUCUGAGGACAGCCUAGGUGCUCCAUGUACAAAACUAAAACAAGCCUUCUGGAGUUAUUACACUCCAGGCCCGACUACCCGAGGAUUUGAAUGUGAGUGAUAUUUAGUGGGAAGUCUUUUGUCUCUUGAUGGCCUUGUGCUGCCGCCGGCUAUGCAAGCAGCCCAUGCUCUUUCCCUGCCACGCAGCACUAUCUCUCUUCUUUAUGACUUUCUCAUUACAGCGGCAUCAAAGUUUAAUGACAAAAUAGCCUGCAUGAAACCUCUCACUUUCCUCUCAGGGGCUGCAUUGUUCACAUUUACAUUAUUACUAGACAAGAAGCAUUAAGAAUGCUAAUGUCACGCGGAUUGCAUAAAAAAAAUAUGUCGCGUGUGCUUGGCUGUGAUGGAAACAGUCGCUUCUGGUAAGGGGAACAACAAGGCUGAGAAAUAAUUACCACAAGAAAAGGAAGCAUCCCCUGAGCUAAGAUUACACUGGUGAGCAUCACUCUUAAUUAGGUAGAUCUUUAGUUAAUGCUUCGCUCCGUCCCCUGCUGCACCUCUCUUUCUCUGUCACACCACUGAAGUUUCUGUCUCUCAGCAAACACUAUUCCCCCAUCUCUUCUUUCCACACUGCUUUCUGAGGCUCAGGCAGAAAUCUCCAGACACAACAUGAACGUGUGAUGCAACAUAUCAAUUUAUUUCUGAGAUGGACGUGACCCCGGAGAGCAUGAUUUUUUGACAAAUAGGGGAGAAAUGAUGGCAGGCUGGAGUAAGAGAUGUCAGCGGAAAUUUUUUGGAUGAGACAGUAACUGGGGCAUGAGGGAUCUUCAACCCAGAAACAAUCCAACUCUUUGAUUAUAUCUUCAUUUUAACCCAUUUUUACUUCCUGAUAACAAAUACAAUCUGAUCGAAAUGAGAGGACUUGUGUAAUACUCUGUAAAUAAUGCUCUCUCUGCACAUUUCUGACCCUGCUGUGUUCGUCUUUGCAGCUUGUAACAAUGUCAAAUCAAGUUUAUUAACACGGCUCGACACUGAUGCGACUACAGCCGCUUCGAAAAACCAAAACAAACCCACGUAGUGUAAAAACGACAGGGCGUGUGUUUGUCCCAUCUGUCUUACUAUGAGUGGUAGCUUGUGUUUUUGUGAACUUGAAGGUGCAUUGCUGAGUGGUGAGUCAUUGUGAUGGCUUCAGCAUACAGACCCACCUCCUCCUGCUCUCUCCAAGGAUUGUGUCGGCUUACUGACUCCAUCUACUGGUUAAAAAUGUAAAAAUCCACUCUGCGCAGACAGGGACGCUCACAAAAGAGAGCAUUCUUCCUCUCAAACAGUCAUCAGCCAUCACAAACAAGUGUUACUCAUUCAUUAUGUCUCACUUGACAACUAUCAAAAACUUAAACACAGCAGACAGUUUGACAGUUUGAGGGAAAUAAUCUGAUGGCACUCCGACCCCGAGAGAAUUGGUUUCUUGUUUUCUCUAGAUUAAAAUCUCUGAUCGCAUAAAAGGGUUUGUCAGUAAUUUUGUGCUUUUAAAUUAGUGUCAAAUUGGAGUAAAUAAGCAGAAUAAAGGCUGGCGUGAAAAAAGACUCAGAGCCUCUUUAAUCACAAGAUGGUGCUGUUGAUUCAAAAGAAAACACCAUCUGCGCUGUGACUCUCACAGAUGACAGAGGUUUUUUUUUCUUCCCGUCUUUCUCUUUUCCCUGUCAGACAUCCCUUUUUAACAAAAUGACUGUCAUCUCUCCAUCAGAUGACCCUUGCGAUUUGAAAGCAGAGUGCAGCCCCACCAUGGACAACGAGAUCACAGCCAAGGAGAGAGGAGUCCUGGAAGAGAACAACGAGAAGGAGGAGAUGGACCAGGAGGGAGCUCAGGAGGAGGAAGGGGAGGAGAAGAAGCUAAAAGAGGAGGAGGGCGAAGGGGAGGAGAAGAGGAGGAAGGAUGAACCGCUGACAGAGGAGCAGGAACUGGAGGAGCUGAGGGCCCAGGUACUGCAGCUGCUGCUGGAGCUGGACGAUGCCAGAGAGACCUCCAACAAGCACCAGGAGGCAUUUCAUGAGUUGCAAGGUGAGACCUGCAGCCGUAGAUGACACUGUCACCACUGCCACUAUUAUUCAUUAUUUAAUGUGUUUAAUCAUUAAUACAUCACAAUCUUUUAUUCAUUAUUUACUCGCAGCUACCUGACCUGAAAUCAAGAUUUAUGUGGUUGAAGGUGAACUCCAUCCAAACACAGUGAAAUCUGACAUCAUGAACCAAGUUUAUUUAUAGGCAAAUACAGAGUCCCGGUGAUAAGGGCAAGUAGGAGAAGGUGCACUCUUCUCUCAAACCUUAUGAGAAAUCAACACAAAUGCUCUCUUCAACUGUAUUUGUAGCCUGAUUAUGUAUAAACCCCUGGAAAAUCCCUGUAGCUCUUUGGGGGGAACUGCACAUUAGCCGUAACUGGAAUCUGCUUUGAUUGCACAGAGGCAGUCAGGGAAUUUCAUUACCAUCUGCACAGUAUGCGGCUUGUUAUUUUACUGCACUCUAAAGUAAAUCACAAGGAUGCAGACAUAUGCAGACCAUAAUCUUAGCUUUACUACAACUGCUUUUGUAAAAUAAAACAAGAAAAAUGGAAAGGGAGCCAAAGAACACCUCCAUAUGUAAGAGAACUGGUCUGUAUGCAUGAAAAUGGUAGGUAUGGAGGGGCCUGUUUUAUUACCUCCGCCAAGGAGGUUAUGUUUUCGGUAGCGUUGGUUUGUUUGUUUUUUUGUCCGUUAGCAACUUUAUGGAGAAAGUAACAGACGGAUUGACCUGAAAUUUUCACCAGAGGUGCGUCUCAGCCCCAGGAGGAUCUCAUUAAAUUUUGGAUACUGUGAUCCAGAACACACAAAAAUAAGGGUGUCGUUGGAAUUUUCAAUGCUGAAAGAUAACCAAUGGGCGGCACAGUGGUGUAGAUAGGCAGCACAGUGGUGUAGAUAGGCAGCACAGUGGUGUAGUGGUUGGCACUGUUGCCUCACAACCAGAAGGUCCUGGGUUUGAAUCCUGGUCAGGGUAUCUCUUGUUUUAGGAACAUUAUGAACAGUGAACAUAACAGUUUAAACACAAAUAAAAGUUAAUAAAAGACACGUAACAGUAAAAGUUUUGGUGUGAAUCACAAUAUAAGGGGGGACAUGAGCUGCUUGACGGAGGUCUGCGCUCUCCGAGUGUUUUUCUAGUUUGAAAAGCGAUAGUUGAAAUUUGGUACAAAAGAGUCCUUUUUAUAAAUCAGCACUACAGCUGUAAUCUCCUAAAAAGAUGGAGCGGGGGAAAACCUGAAACCUGAUUAAUAGAUGUCCUCCUCUGGGUGGAGAGCCUCAAAUUCUGUUGUAAUGAUGCACUGAUUUGAUUAAGUUUGUGAUUUGUAAUAAAGUGGGCUCAGUUUACAAUCAUUUCACCAUUUCUCAGCCAAUCAAAAACUAAAAAAUCAUUAGAGCCUUAGAUCUAAAGAGAUCAGACCAAACUCCAAGGUCAAACAUCCAAUUUGAUCACGAGCAAAAGUUUGAUUGACCUUUUCGCUGCUUACUAAGUUAGCCAGAAUUCAAGCCUUUGCCAUUAAAUUAUUAUAGAGCAACAUUAGCGAAUUUCAAAAGAUUAUAUGAGCAGUUAUUUGAUUUCUAAAAUGUAUUAAGGCCAGCUGCUUUACAAUUUUCUCUGUUUGUGCCUUUCCAGUUGUAGGUCUAGCUGGAAAUCUGGAAGCAAUUCAACAACAAUGAUUUGUCACAGAACUCUGUGUCUAAAAUGGCUGCUGUAUGAAUACAGUGUAGUUAAGGCCAACAAAACAUCGAGGACACAAUGUGGAAACAAUUCCAAAAUGACAAAUAGAGGGGAAAACUAAAAAUGGCUGAAUAUGUCCAAAUAAAUCUCAACUCUCUCAUGAAUUUUCUGUCAUUUUUAGUCCCUCUCCAUGAAUCAGUUUGAUUUAAACAGUACGAUGACAUGUUUUUAGUGAACUUUUCAGGAGAUCUCCACCUACACUAUGACAAGUCAAAGGUAAAAGCAUUAAAAACUUCGCUCCUCUGUGCUGGCCAACAUUUCCAUCGGCUUUAAACACAUCCACAAGAUAAACUCCCCCUAUCCUCAACCUAGACUGCCUAACUUUUCGCCUGAGACACCCCCGUCUAUCACAAUCGAGUUGAACAUGUAGAAGCAUAAAUGUUUAUGUGCAGUCACUGACACGGUCAGGUCCUCAUAGCUGCUAAAUGGAGCAUCACAUCAUACCUUAGAAAUGAUGAGCUUAACGUUCAGGGACAGUGGCAAUGAGUAAGACCUUGGGUAUGUGGCUUCAGUGAGCUCAUUGUGUGUGUGUGUGUGUGUGAGUGCGUGAGUAUUUAUGAGUGUGUGUAUAACAGAGUGUCAUACUCGAAGACUCGGUGGGGUGAGCUCAGUUGUUUGUCUGGCAGUGGCAGGGGCAUUCCUCAGACUGCUGCACACAUGCUGGGGGAAGCUUCUAGAGCGAGUGUCCUAUAGACAACUAGAAAUCACGACUGGUAAACCUCCCAUUGGGAUGAGUCAGCUGUUCACGCUGCUGACAGCUGUUAGGGGGUGGAGGGGGCGGGGGUCCUGUGAGUACAUGGACAGGAGGUGAUGUAAUAUCAGUUGAAAGUAAAAAUAAAGGGUAUCUAUGACACCAGGAUGUACUUUUGCAAUAUGUUGGGGAGUGUGACUAAAACUUAUAAAGCAGCAGAACAUUUCUGAGAAGGGGAAAUGAAAAAUACCGGGAUGGAUAUGUUAUGAACCGGGUGGCCGAUAAGAUGUUAGAUCCAGGCAAACUACUAUGAAGCAAUAUUUUCUGAUAGUAGCUUCUAUAGUUGUAUCUUCUCAGAUUGAUACUGUAGUUUGCCACAACAUUUCUGCUCAUGAACUGAUGUGAUUAAAGUAAAUGGACAUUUGGUUUAGGGAAAGCACCGAUAAACUGUAUAUUCAGAUAUUAAAAAGUGACAUUUUCUCCCUCUUUCUGGUCUUUCUCCAUUAAAAUAGUUAAUAGGAUCUUAAAGGUCAUUUAAUCAAGACUAAGAGUAUAAAAUCAGGCUUUAGACUUUUUGGGACCUCUCUACCCGCUGACCUUUUUUUGGUCUAAAAGAGGUCUAAUAGACGUCUAAAUGUAGCCUAGACGACUGGUCUGAAAUCAGGCCACCACAGGUCUAAAAAUGAAAAUUUUUUAGACGUCUAGAUUUAGACCAAGUCUAAAUCUGGGCUGUAUCUAUACUACACUGUAUCUUGCUCAACAGCUAUCAUAACUCAAAGUUGCUUUUUGAAAUAAAUAGUUAUCAAAUAUUGGGUUAAAGUGCAACGUCUAAAUUCUGUCUAAAAAUAUAGAGAAUCUAGACGGCUGACGGUUAGGUCUAAAAUAAAAACUAGAUGUCUAAUAGUCGUCUAUUGCUCAGUGGGUAGAGCUAAAAGCUGGAGUGAGAGAGUUUGCAUGUUCAAACGGGGUCACCUUGAAUUUCACUAAACUAUAAACUAUCUUCAGGCGUUGACUGUUUUAUCGAGCUUGUGUUUUUUAAAGGUUAAAAAUAGCAGGAUAUUUACUAGGGUGUGAUUUCAAUACAUAAGGCCUGGAGACUUAUUUAGAAAUUAUUAGACUUAUUAGAAAUAUGAACAAGGGAUCCAACAAUCUGUGAAAACCCUUGCAGAGGUUGUAUUGUAUUGUACAGGAAGAGAAUAACAAGCACGAUGCUAACAUUGGACAGUGCAGGUAAAUUCUCUACAUUGUUCUUUGUAAGAUUGAACACAAAAUACAGCUCAGGCUAAGGUUCAUGUUUGUAUUUUUAUCAGGUGCUGGGUCAUAGAGUAUUGACUAUUUACAGCCUUGACCUUAUGGUGGCACUAGAAGAAUAAAUGUUUGUUCAUAACAUUUCAAAACACUUUCUUCAAAUAGCAGCUAUUCCAUCUCUGGAGGAAAUCUGCUUUUUUGUUGUAGUUAAAUCACAUGCAAAUAUUGACUGAGACAAACCUGCAGAUUCUCAAAUGAAAGCAGAAGGAAAUAGCCGACAAUCAAACACAAUGAUGAAGCAAACAAAAUCAUACGCUCCCUCCCUUCAAAUGCACUAAAAAGUUAUUUCAAUAAAGGAGAGACUAAAUGAUGGCUUAUAAAUGAAAACCUAAGAGAUGCAGCGCUGACAAAUCUUCAACUAAUCCUGUCUCUUUUCACUCGGUCAUGUCUCAAGGUUGAACAGCUUAUCAUGUUGUCAUCUUUUCAACAGCCUGCUGAAGUGACAUUUUCGCUCUUAUCUCUCUACCCAUUCCCCCUGUCCUCGCUCUCCCUCACCUCUGCCCUCCAUCAGGUCUGUUGGAGGACGAGCGUCUGGCCAGUGCACAUCAGGCUGAAGCCUUCACACGCCAGAUUCAGAAUCUACAAGGUAUUGGCGUUAGGAAACACUAAAAAACAAACAAACUAGAAAUCAGUAAAGAAUAGUUAAUUAAAAACAAAUACUGCAUAUUACAGUUUGUUUGUUUCUCAAUGUGAUUUCACUGUGUAAGCUGACAGUGAGGAGAACUUUAUGAACAUAUAGAACAACAAAGUAUUAUUGUAUGUCAGUGUAAGGAUUUCUAUUGUUCCAUUUUUAUUUCUCUUUAAGAGUUUAAGGGAUGAAAUUAGCUGAAAUAUUUUUGAGUGUAUACAAUCAUUUGGCUUAUUGAUUUUAAGGCAUUAUCUUUUUGGUGAUAAACUUUUUGUUAUAUGUAACAGAAACUCAACAGCUACCAUCCAGAUAUGGGGUUAAUUAUAGGGGGUGAAUUAAACCUGAAACCUGAAAAUCUGUAUAUAAGGGUAAAAGAAAUUAAAGUAAAAGAUUUACAAAGAAAAAAAGGUAACACUUUAUUUGACGCCUAUCUCUAUAACACAUUAUGAAUGUAUGUAUAAUGCGUUAUAAUCACAUUAUAGCUCUGUAUAACUAUAGUUAACACUCAUAAAUGAUCAUAAUGCUUUAUAGCAAUAAUCAUAACAUAUUAUAAAGCAUUUCAUCAUGACUUACAAGGUCAGGUAUUAUAAUGUGUUAUAACUGUUAACAACAGUUGUAUUGCAUUAUCUAUGUGGGCAUUAUCAAUGAGUUGUUAACAGUUGUAACACAUUAUAAUACCUGACCUUGUAAGACAUGAUGAAAUGAUUUAUAAUGUGUUAUGAUUGUUGCUAUAAAGCAUUAUGAUCAUUUAUGAGUGUUUAUAACUAUAGUCAUACAGUGCUUUAAACGUGAUUAUAACACAUUAUACAUUUACUUAUAAUGCAUUAUAGAGAUAGGCAUCAAGUAAAGUGUUACCGAAAAAAAAAAAAAAGCAAAAAGAAAGACCUGUAGUCCAUGUGAGACGUUUAAGUAUUUUUAGGGAUAUAAAAUAUUUCCCCAUCUGUGCGAGGCUGAAGUCUGACAAGGUUUUAUUUCCUCGAAUCCUGAAUUAACUAAGCUAAUAAUCUGAAUGUGACCCUGAAAAAAGUCUGUUACAAUCGGUUUCAUCAGCUCCACUUUAAACAGUUCCUACACAUACACACACCCACUCACAUGCACAUAUAUGCAAACACAUGCACGUGCAAGAACACAGCCACACACACAUAAAGAACACACCCACACACAUAAACAAAAGGAUUCCCAUGUGAUACUACCUGUGGCUCAACCUCAGGUAAUAUCAUUUACACACAAACACAAGCAUGUAAAAGUAUAUACACCCAGGCUGAUGCUGUAGACUAGCCCACACAUACCUUUAACCUCCUCCUCCUUUCCCACAGCCCAGCUUCGCUCAGUGCAGGAGGAGAUGGACAGCCUUGAGGAGGAGAAGGAGAGCGAGCUGGCGGAGGCUCAGGAGGAGCUGCGUGUUGCCCAGGAGGAGGUGCUCCUGCUCCAACAAGCUGCGGAGGAGGCGGCCGCAGAAAGGGAGAACGACAUCGCCUCGCUGCAGGAGGAGCUCUGUCGCCGGCGGGCCGAGCUGCAGCGCCUGAGCGAGGAGACACAGGAGUACGAGUUGGAGAUUACCACUCUGAGGGCAGAAAUCAGCAUGAAGAGUCAGAGGAGGGAGGCCGAGAGGAGAGAGGGUGAGGAGCUUGGAGAGGAGAGAUAAAUGUGGUAAUUAAGGAAAAAAAACACAAAAGGGACAGAUAUAUAUAAACACCAGAGAAGAAUGAAAGAAAGAACAAGUGUGUGGGUGUUUUACAAGCUCUACUUAAAGUACAGAAAAGUUAAAAUACAAUAAGUCAUGGUUUUACGCCUCAUCUUCACACACUCGUAAACACAGAAAGAAAAAUACCUAUAAUCCUUGUUUUCACUGUGAAAGUAACACAACUUACUAGUUGCACAAACGGGCCAGGAUCAGUAUCCAUGGCUGAUGUUGUGAAAACACAGCAUGGUGUUCUGAUUAUCCCAUGCUCACAUCAGGUUAGCGUCACGCAGUCAAGUACACAAAUCAUUUGUUGGGGUUUAAUAAAUAUUGCAGAUUACAAAUGAGCUCGCUGAGCACCACAAGGGAAAGGGUGUGUGUUUCAGCGUAUGUAAGUGUGUUUGUGCGUGUGCAUUGAGGAUACCAGGCAGAUGAAGUCAUGAGGAGGAGGGACACACAUGAUGUCACCACUGGCCUCUGCAGCUGAGUCUGGGGUGGGACUGAGGAAAGAGAGGCCGUAUUAUCUCAGUGUGGUGCUCUUUCCUGAAAAACAUCAUCCAAAAUCGAAUUUGAAUAGAAAUGCAGUUGAUGCAUUUAGCUUGAGUGUAGACGUUAAUGUGACACUUUGAGAAACAAGCUAACAGCUCGUGUGGUGUCUCUUGAACACAAACCAAUUCAGAUAUUGGAUCAUGUCACUCUCAAAUAAGAACAUAAAAACUAGAGCUGGAAGAAACACAAAACAAUAAAAGUUAAUGGAUGAGGAUUUUAAUAAAGCACAAUGCAGAGCUCUACUGAAAUGAUAUUACUGUCGUUUCCCUCGACAUAAAGUAACUAAAAAGGAAGAGAGAUGGGGGAAAAAAACAAACAAACAAACAAACAAACAAACAAACAAACAAGUAAAUAAAAUCAAAAGCUUGAUUUUUUUUGUUGAUAAACAAGAUGAUAUCUUUAGAGCCCAGAGUUAAUUUCUAUUAGCUAUAUUUUUAAUAGUUAGCCUAGACCUGUCACUUUUCAAAAAUCCAGCAACGAUAAGCACAGCUAACGUCGUUCGAGUUACCUCGGAAGUCAGAAUUCCGAGCUGAAAAUGACGUCACGCCUGAGUUCCCAGCAUUUCGGUUACCAAGUUGGACUGAAUACAGUCCGAUAACUGAUAAAAAAGUCCUCUUAUGGUUUAUCAGUUUCCAAAAACAUCUAAUGUAUCAAACAAGAUAAAUAAAUAUAUUUGUUAUAUUUUAAGGACAUUUUGAUUUUUUUGGUUUUCAGUAGUAAGUGAAAUAAACACUUCGGCUCCAAAAAAAUUUGAAUUUUCUGGCCAUAAUUUGUGGUUUCAGGCCUUAAAGGGAUAUGUCAUACUUAUACUUACUGUGUGAAUUGGUUGCCCAUGCAUUGAAGCUGUAUGACAAAUCUGAACUGCAGUAACUUAUUACCUUAUUUGUUUGCUCAGGUGACGUGGACCUGCUGAAGGAGGAGUGUCGUAUGCUGAAGGAGGAGUGCCAGACCCUGAAGGAGGAAAACCAACGCAUCUCUGAAAGGCUGCAGCUGCUGCAGAGACAGAGGACAUGGUGAGAGGUCAAUGACAACUCACUCAUCAGCUGGGCUUACCGGAUCAGCUGAGGGGACACCCUCAGGAAUACUCCCCGUCGUCAGAGCCAUCCACAUCAUGUCUCAUUACCAACAGUCUGACCACCUGUUCAGUCUCGGCAGUCAAAUUGUGAUAUCAUACGAGGGGAUUAUGUUUAAGUGCUGCAAUUAUAAGCUUCCUGAUUGAUCAGCACAUUGACGGAAAAAUUAAUCAACGACAAUUCUUAGAUUUAUAUUUCAAUCCUUGAUUUAAAAACAAUCCAUCCUCAAGAGCUGCCGAGGAGCUGGUCUGUGCAUCACACAUGCUCCUCCUCAGCAGAUGGAUAUCUGGACAUCCUCCAUCUGUGGACGAGAGUUUUGGGGAUCAAAAGAAAACAAAUGUUAUUUAUAGCAGUGCUCAAAUAGAAGUUACACAGCACUUUAUGGGAAGAAUAAAAGAACGGCUAAAAUUACCACCCUCUUGACCUGUCAAUUCACAGUUUACAUUUCACAACUGUUUUCCACAGAAUGAUUUUGUAACAUAAACCAGGGAGGGGGACCCCAAGGGGAGAGGCCACAGUUACAGUGUCGUUGGUGACAAGGAUUUAAAUAAACAAAUGAUUUAGUUAGGCUGACCUUUAAUCCUUUGCGUAAAACAACCUGAAUGAUUAAAAAUUUUGUUCUUCUCGACAUUUGUGUAAAACAUAACAUAAACCCCUGCGACAUAGCCUUGUGUUUCUUUGAGAGAUUGCAGUCACCUUUGAACUUCAAGCUUAUAAAUCUCAUAAAUUCUCCUCCUUGAGUCUGAGUGACUUCCUUCCACCAUAUCUGAAUAUGUUCCCUUGUGUUGAAGAGACGUUUUCAUGGAGGGAGGCAUUAAAAUGGAAAUAGAAGAGACGGAGGAGAUAAUAAAUUCAGGAAAUUAAUCCAUAAAUACAGAGUCAUAAAUCAAGAAAAGACCACAGAAAAAAAAAAUGACAGUGCUUAUUAAAGAUGUGAACUGGUUUGGCCUGUUUUAAGACAGUUUCAGGGAUGAGAAGGAAAACCAUUAUAAGUACAAACUUGGCAUCUUAUGAAUACUGUUAUGAGGUUCAUUUGAGUUUGAACUUGUGGUCGGGGAAAACUGGAAAAAAAAAAAGUAUUAUACACAAAACAGGUCAUGAACCCAAGAGAUAACAUGGUGUUUAAUCACUUCUCAGACUUUGUUCUGGGCGUUAUUAAAUCUUAUUUUAUUUAAAUCUACUCCGAGCAAAAGAAAUGGCCGCUCUUGUUAUCAUAUAAAACAGCGAGAAUACAUAUUUUUAGCCUUUUCCUACAAAAAUGACAAUCCUAUUCAAAGCCAAUUUUGGAGCUUUUAGUGGAUAUUUCAGGUGAAGCUGACAGAGUGUUAUAUUCUCCAUUGUUGCUCUUUUCGGCCAGCUCUAGUGUGUACCUGUCACUGAAGGAGGAGGAUGCAGGGGAGGGUACAGAGACCGGCUCCGAUGAGGUCAUGACGGAGAGCUACAUGACCAUGGCCCAGUCUGAGAACUGUCGCCUGGUGGACGCCUCCAUCCAGAAAAAUAUUUCAUUCGACGGAAAGCCUGUGACACCGACUGGCUGGAACGGAGGCAUCGGGGAGAUCUUUUCCCUGAGGGACCAGCUUAAGCAGGCGGAAGAGAAGGCUUCACAGGUCCAGAGAGAGGUAUGAUGCAUUUGUGAGGAAAUUUGAGCAAAACAGACAGAUUUGGGGCAACUAUUCUGAGCAUGAUGAUUUCUAUAAAAAGAAAAAUAAAACACUGCAUAAAACCUUAAAUUUUGCCCUGUGUCCUAAAGUGUGAUGGUCUGAAGAUGGAGCUGCAGGAGCUGCAGGUUCUUUAUGACACCAGCCAGAAGGAGAGAGCAGAGCUGGAGGAGGAACUGCAGCGCUGCAAGGCAGAGCUGCAGAAGCUGUCAGAGGGGGGGCAGGUAAGGAGAGGACCAAGAAAAAACCUUAUUAAAGACAGCACAAAUCAUAUGAAACAAAAUUAAAUAAUGAUAAACAAAAUGUAAAGAAUAAUUAAGUUUCAAGGUAAGCAUUGUUUUCUUUUUAUCCUAUUUACUUAUGAACAUAUCCUAAGAGUAUGUCUUUAUUUCCAGCCAGGUUUUCAACAUGAUGAAAAAAAUACGAUGCUUUUUCUCUGAAACCACACUGUCAACUAACACAUAACACACGUCACUCACAUCACACCUACUGUACCCUGUGUGUGUUGAGCCCUCUAUUUAUGUGUCUCAUGCUGUAGCGGUGUAUGUUUGGAUAUGAGCUGACCUGGCCUGUCAGUCCAUAUCAGUAUUUAUGGUGUUCUUUAGGCUGGGGAACCCCCCUCCCCCCACUGUGUCUGUGUUCUUACACUUCUGUGACAGCCCUGCUUUACUGCUGUCAGUGGACCAAAUCCUAAAAACCUAAAAGCCUUUAGAAAGUAUGUUUAUUUUAUUCCCAAAUCCUAUGCAGGUGUCUGAUAUUGUUUAAGAAAAAAAAGAUUAUAAUGUGCUUGAAGGCGGGGUAGGCAGGAUUUCGUGAAAGAAGCGUCUUUUUUGUGGUGUAUAUACAAAAAAGCUUUUAAUAUCAGUCAAUAGCUAAAAGUUAUUGAUGACAUUUAGGGAUAUCACGAUAUCGCUUUGGUUUGUUAUGUCUGUGUAGUCGACAUUUUAAAUUUUUUGAGCGGCCUGCUCUUUCUGACUGUAAACAAAGACAUUCUGCGCCUCCCCAAACCUGAUUGGUUGUGAGGCAGAUGCUGCUCCCCCAUGUCGUUCACGAGCCCAAACAAAGUUAGUGUUCUACGAUAUCAGACAGUAGAAACCAACCAGAAAGUACAGAAAAUUGGCUGAAUCCUCCUUUGGCCACGACUGCCAACACAAGCAAGAAAAGGAAGUAAAUAUCGGAGACUCUGGCAGAACAAGGGGUGCUUAAGAUGGAGGUAGACCGGACAAGAGCUAAGAAGCUGGGUCAACAUCAGCAUAAAUGAUGGGGGACACUUCGGGGUCUUACUGUCCCUGUAAUCUUUCUGCUGGACAACAAAGUAAGCCAAGUGUCUGUAACAGAAGUUUUUCUUGUCAAACGGGACCUGCUGCAUGUUGUAGUGCCACUAAUCUGUUUACCUCGGGUCCUGGAGUAUGUCACUUUAUCCUAGUUGUAGAAGUCCUGCAAACAUUGUGUUUGCUGGUAGUCUGUUGUCAUCUACAGUAGCACCAGUGCUUUUUAUUUUCACGUUGACUGGGCCCCAUUUGUAAUCAUCUGAAGUAUUUAUUUGCAUUAUAUCUAAAUUGUAUUGGAACUCAUCUGUUUGUGGGCGGGGCUUGCUAGAGCAGAGAGGGUGGGAAGAGGAGGAGCUGAGGGGAAAAAAUGGUUGGAGGGGUAGAGUUUACAUUCAAGAUUUCUCCCAAAAACUGGCACUUCCUCAGAUCCUGCCUACCCCACCUUUAAGUUUUGACUAUUUCUCUAUAUGUUAAAGAUGGUAUCAGGAUUAGUUUUAAGAAAUUCCCUCUGUAAAGUAAACUGCAUCGAAGUUCAGCUGCAGCGACAGCACCAAAGUCAUUCUCUUCUUUCCGAUGACUCUAAGUGCCUCUUGGUAGUCCGUCAGGUGUUUGAGUGUAACAGCGUGGCACUUCAAUGAACGCAGCAUAAGACAUCUGUGAUUUCAAAUCGAGCUCUGUCGGGAUGAUGUACUUCUGUUGAGCAUCAGGAAGUUAGCCUCAUGCCGUUUCCCUCAAUAAAAAGCCAAUGUGGCUCGUAAAAGUUUAUGACACCUGCACAAUUUGUUCGGCAAGAUAAUCUUCACAAAUGAACACGAGUUCUAUGAUUCUUGAACUGUUGAUGUAAUCACCACAAGUGUAAUAUUAACAUAAGGCUAUAAAUGUAAUCAACCUAGCUUGCUGGAAAAAUAUGACACUAUCUGAAAUGCAAGAAGAGCUUAUUCUCUCCAACUCAAUAAUUUUCAAGGCUCUAUUAAUCAUUUUUUGUAAGGAAUGGAUGCCAAUGUCUCACUUUCAAAUCCAAACUUUCUUAAAUCGUAUGAAAGCCCAACACAGCACUAUAUGUUUCCUUGUUUGAUGUAGUUUAACCUCUGUGUUUGUUCGGUUAUAGCCAUAACAAGCUGUCUCUGCGUUGUGUCAAACUGUCUGCCCGUGCCUGUCUCUUGAUGCUGUCCUUGUUCUCUGAAUGUCCAUGACCUCUCAGCCUGUACGAUGACAAAUUUAGAGAAAUAUUCAAAUAAGUGGACAACAAAGUGAGGAUAGAGAGACAAGCAUACCGCCAUAUGCUUGUCGCAACAUUCAUGCUGUACGUCUUUCUUUAUUUGUCGCCACAACAUUGCACGCAGGCAGUAAAUGCCUCACAGGACCGCUCACACAUACUCACAUUGAGUUGAUGUGGAUGUCACCAUAAAGUUAUGCAUUCUUUGUUUGAUAGGAGGUAUAAAUCUCUCCAUCGUGACCCCACCCUUUUACUUCACAGCCAUGUCCUACUGUUAUUUAGCAUGUUGUAUCGGUGGUCCAUUUGUGAUGUCGUCACGCCAUUGUUUAUCUCUGUCUUUAUUAUUUGGAUACCCCAGUCCAUCCAUUCAUUCAUUCCCUUCCUCCCCAUUGUCCUUGUGUUUGUUUUUUUAUUUCCUCCUCAGAGAUUCAUCCAUUCGUCUGAGCACCCUGUUCUCUCCAUCCCCUUCAUAGGAAUGAUUGUAAUAGUGGCUGUGGUCUGGUGCUGGUUGUCGGAGCUGGCGUCCCAGAGGGCAAGGUAUGAGAGGAACUUAUCUCUAUCUGAUGUGUGAUGCUGAAUAUGGUUCUUACACACAGAUCGAAGAGUUGAUUUACCCAAAUAGCACAAGAAGACCAUAGUGUACAAUCUCACAUUUAUGUCAUGCUAUGCAGAGGCUUUAUGCUUUAAGUGUUAAGAUUUUAGUGAAGAAUGCUGUAAUACUUCAGUUUAACAGGGGAUUAAUGUUUGGCCCUGUCUGCUUUGGAUAAUGCAAAAAGACUAUUGAAUGCGUUCAUCAAGAUUUGGUCAGCAUAGUCCUAUUUUUUUUUAUUCUGGGGAUUUUCCAGAUUAAUCAGGGCAUGUGGAUGAUGAGUACAUUUUAAACUUAUUUUUCAUCAGAGCAUUGGCAGAGAUAUACAAGAAGCUGGGUAUUUCAACUGCAUGGCAUGAUAAAUAAGCAAGUAAGAGUUAUUGUAAAAAUAUACAGUUAUUUGGGUGAACUGACCGUUUAAUAAUAAUAAUAAUAAUAAUAAUAAUAAUAAAACAAUGCUCAAGAAUUCUUAAGCAUGAAGCUGUUAUGGGAGGCUUUAUAAAAGAAAUGCAAAGUUUUCCUGGAAAAAUCUCCAGUGAAAGAAGUUAAACAACAAUGUCAAACAUUCAUGAAAGGUGGACGUCGGGCGGGUGGGCAGUUUGGCAAAUUACAGCUAAAUAUUUAAUGAAAUGGCACUGAAUAAAUCAUUCAUAGAAUAGUUGAACAUUUUGAGCCACUUACUGUAUGGCUUUCUUGCCUUGAGUUUAAUAAGAAGACUAAUAUCAACCUUGUGUUUUUACAUCAGCUAUAAAGUUAAAGCUGGGACACAGCUAACUAAGCAAGUUCAGAAGAAAUACUGCAGAUGUAAACAGUUAGAAUUUGCUCUGUUUGAAAUAAAACAUAAUCCCCAGACUAUUUAAGGGUCAGCUUUUAACAUUCAAGUAGUUAAUCACGUUUAGAGACAAUAUUAAUAAACUGAAAAGUAGUGGACUCAUGGUGAGCGCAGACAAGCUAACUUUUAGCUUGGUUCUGUCACUUAUUGUUUGAUGUCACCAUGAGCAGCAGAGACAGUAACUAAGAGCUGGAUGGGCAAAUUAAUAGCUGUUUAAUAAGAAGUGUUGACAAUAUAUAGAAACCCUCAUUGUUCUAUGCUUUCACUGAUAAAAGACGGUAUAUCAUGCUAAUUAGAGAAUUUAGGGGUUCUAACAGGAGUGAAUGUGUUUCUGAAUUCUGUACCAGGCUAGGCUAGCUGGUAAUCCUCACUUAAGUUUUAUUGCAGGCUUUUUCAAAAGCUCCUGGCUUUAGGGUCCGUGUAUUAUCCGCCCAUUUAAUUAUUCCAUUCAGUCUAGAGACGGAAAACUAAAAACGAGUCAAUAUUUUGUUUUGUUUUUUUAUUUAACCAAAAAAAAAAAGAUUAGUGUUUGUUUCAUAUUUUCAGUUCAAAACAGAAUAUAUUAUAGAGAUGGAAACGAAAACAAAAUAAUAAAUCUACUUUUCGUUUUUGGGUUAUUGAUGUCCCCAUUUCCCACGGUGCCUUUCUACUGUUCCCGCAUGUGCAUGGUGCAACAAAGUAGCCAUCAACGUGUACCAAAAACUCAAGACCAGAGCAGUAAAGAAAGGCUAACCUGCUGUCAUGGCGAUGGACGCAUCCUACGUAUUAUUCAAAGUCGCCAGGAGGGUCACGCUGAAGGAGGAAGAUAUGACUGUAGAAAAAAUUACAACCAGAGUUCUGUUACAACGUAAGAUUUUGGCACUCAAACCGCUCUGUCGCAUCUUUCGCCAUGGUAACUGUCGCUGAGGAUCGUGGGAAGGCCAAUGUAGUCUCCAUGCACGUAUGCUUAAAACAGGCGCACUCGAAAUCAAUAAUUGUAAAUAAGACUUAUUUUGUUUUUGUUUCCUUCUCUAUUAUAUAUUCUGUUUGGAGCUGAAAAUACACAAACACUAAUUUUUUUAUUUGUUGGUUAUACAGAAAAACAAGUAAACAAAAUAUUGACUCAUUUUCUCAUUUACUAGAUUGAAAGGAAUAAUUGAAUAGACGGAUAAUACAUGGACCCUUUAGUAGCAUACUCUCAUUUAUAACAAAUUUCCUUAUUUCCUUAUUCCCCAGUCCUAGAUAUAACAAAAUAAAAAGCUGUUUCUCUCUGGCUGCUGCUUGGCCUCCACUGGUCCUUAACACUAAUGUUUUCCUGUCUUCCUUCAGGGGAGUGAGGUAGGUUGGAACUCCAUUUUGACUAUCACUGCAGCCACAGCGGUGCUGCUGAUGAUGACUAGCUUGUUGAGAGCCUUCAUCAGAUGUUGA
Molecule: messenger RNA, 23406 nt
Organism: Xyrichtys novacula (pearly razorfish)
Lineage: Eukaryota; Metazoa; Chordata; Actinopteri; Labriformes; Labridae
Source: the annotation of a GenBank genome assembly